Messenger RNA from Penaeus monodon (black tiger shrimp), 4426 nucleotides. Its product is annotated as homeobox protein extradenticle-like. The record is from RefSeq and is a predicted model, not a curated record. NCBI's taxonomy places the organism in Eukaryota, Metazoa, Arthropoda, Malacostraca, Decapoda, Penaeidae. Gene Ontology annotation, cellular component: nucleus. Gene Ontology annotation, biological process: regulation of transcription by RNA polymerase II; embryonic organ development; animal organ morphogenesis. Gene Ontology annotation, molecular function: RNA polymerase II cis-regulatory region sequence-specific DNA binding; DNA-binding transcription factor activity, RNA polymerase II-specific.
UGUUGUCGCUGCGGAACACUCAGGAGGAGGAGCCCCCGGACCCGCAGUUGAUGCGCCUGGACAACAUGUUGAUCGCUGAGGGUGUGGCGGGCCCCGAGAAGGGCGGAGGGGCGGGAGCCGCAGCAAACGCCUCGGCUGCAGCAGGUGCCGGAGACAACGCCAUCGAGCAUUCAGAUUACCGCGCUAAGCUCUCCCAGAUCAGACAGAUAUACCACCAAGAGCUCGAGAAAUACGAACAGGCGUGUAACGAGUUCACGACCCACGUGAUGAACUUGCUCCGGGAACAGUCUCGCACCCGCCCCAUCACCCCCAAGGAGAUCGAGCGCAUGGUGCAGAUCAUCCACAAGAAGUUCUCGUCCAUACAGAUGCAGCUCAAGCAGUCCACCUGCGAGGCCGUCAUGAUCCUGCGCUCGCGGUUCCUCGACGCCAGGAGACGUCGUCGAAAUUUCAGCAAGCAAGCCUCUGAAAUUCUGAAUGAAUAUUUCUACUCCAACCUGUCAAACCCGUACCCCUCUGAGGAGGAGAAAGAGGGCCUGGCACGUCGGUGUGGCAUAACAGUCAACCAGGUCUCCAACUGGUUCGGCAACAAGCGCAUCAGGUAUAAGAAAAACAUCGGCAAGGCUCAGGAGGAAGCAAACCUCUACGCUGCUAAGAAAGCUGCAGACUAUCCUUCAGCAGGAGCGUCGCCGUACAGCAUGAGCGGAACACCGGGCCCCAUGAUGUCCCCGCCGCCCGCAGAGGAUUCCAUGGGCUACGGCAUGCCUGGCAUGAACGGUUCAGGAUACUCAGGGGGCAUGGGCUACGACCUCCACCCGGAGUCGCCUGACGUGUAGGCGGCGCCCACACAUCCGCCCACGCCCAGCCCGCCCUCCACCCACACCCAAACAGCAAUAAGACGCGUGGGCGGUUAGCGGGUUGUGGAGUCCGGGCCGGCGUGGUGAGGGUUGCCUGGCGGGCCUUGCCAUCGGUUCCCAGUGUGGUGGAGGCCAUCCCUUGGUGCCAGGCUGCCCUCCCCCGCCCCCUCACUACCUCCCGCGGCCCACCCAUCCUUCACACACAAAGUGCAGGCCGUGUAACUCCGGCCCACCAGCCACGAUCGGGCUGCAUGUGGCUCACUCUGGCCAAGCCACGCUGUGACGUUUUGUGCCACACGGGCUGCAUGUGGCCCACCUCAGGCAACAGUGAUCAGAGCUGUCAGCCCAGUGUGCAGGCAGCGGGCCGCCGCCGUGCGCCCUGCACCUGAGCGGGACCAGCGCGGCCCGCCCAGCCCACAGUAUACGAGAGCCGGGGCGGGUAGCCACCCUUGGCCGCUCCUCACACCACACUGCCGCUGCCUAUGCCCACCUCUCGCCCACGGGUGACGCUCUCAUGACCCAUAGCGCUACGCCAUCUUGACACCCACUCAUCCACAAGGUUGGCCAGCACCACCUGCCCAUGGCCACAGUGCUGUGAGCACACCCACCACUCCUGCACCCACACCUGGACCGCCAUCUCGAGUAAGGGUCCAAGCUUGAUGAGAUUGCCGAAGGAAACAGUGAUGCAUUAAUCUGUCUUUUACGAUAAGUAGCCAUGUAAAUAUGAAUGAAUGAAUAAAGUAAGUUACAGGUAUAAAAGUUCGUGCAUUUUGGGUGUGGAGUGGGUGUGGCACACUCAUGUGGCAUGAGAAGUGAUGCUGAGCAAAGUGGAGGUGGACACUCCCACACCAGGGAGCCCCAGAACCAUGUAUACGGUUGGUAUGUGAUAGUCACACUCGUGUUGCUUAUAUGUGUAGGCUUUUAAUAAAGUUUCUGCUGUUUGAACAUUCUUUAAAAAAUACACACAUGUUCCUCAUUGGCGAGUGAGCCAAAUGUACUUAGCGUCACCCCCGGCGAGGUAGGCUGCAGCAUGACUAGCGGCCCUCCCGCCCCGCGCGGCCAUCAUGGUCCGUAGUGCCCAGCAGGCGGUCCGCGGCGACCCGUACAAGCCUCUGUAUCCAUGUAGCGUAGGAGAGUGUGGCCAGAGAGGCCCGGCUGCCCCCCCGGCCCUGCACACGUUCCACUGGGCGGCCCACCACACCCCGGCGCGGCCACAGGGCCACAACGCCCAGUGGGGCCCCAUCCAACCCAGUAUACGUACUCUGGACGGCAGCAGCACCAAGACUGGAAAAAAGCAAUGGUCAGACCGAACUGGCUCUCAAGAUGUCUGUUUGUUGUUUCAACGCACAUUGGGUGUUUCUGUUGUUUCUGUUUGUGUUCCAUUGUGUUCUGAUGGGUUGUGUAAUUGUGUGUGUGUGCUGGUCCCUGACUGGCCCGAGUACUGUGUCUGCUCUUGUAGAAGUCGUCGGGUGUGGCCCCCAGUCAGCGGGGUUCCUCCGCGAGGCCGGGCUGGCCGCACCCGGUUGGGAGGCGAAUGGUCACAUCUACACUGCAUGUGUGGCCUCUCGAGGCCAGAUGUGUAGCUCCUGUAGAUGUAGCCAUAGGAAAAGAUCGGCGCGGUACCUCCCAGCCCAUUCUCAAAGCAGCACAGAUGGUAGGGCGGCCUCCUCGCGGGGCCGCCCGCUUGAUGCAGGGUAUUACCUAGGAGAAGACGAGACCACACAGAUGAUCUUGUGAUACACUGGAUAAUGAACACUAAAGGACCUGGAACCUUGAAGUAGGUCUAUUUUUAUAUGGAUAGAUAACACUUGAAAAUCGAAUGGGAAAAAGUUAGAUGGUCUUGUGUAACUGUAUAUUAUUAGUAUGGAUAGAAAAAUUCUAAUACUCUUUGAAGUCCGUUUAACAUUUGGUAAUGUUAAGUCCUUUUCCAUACGGUUUGUACGGUAGUGUAAGGGCAGCAACGGGUCCCUGUGGCGCGCUUGUGCCGGCCCGACGGACCCGGGGCUCGCCAAGCGCGCAUGUUUGUAUGGGUAGUGCAGGAGUAGUGCAAGGUAGCUAGACCACAAGUAUACAGUGAUAAUACUGCAGUAUACGAAAAACAAUGUUCUUCAUUGACAAAAGUAUAACUACAAAGAAUAAGCAGAGUAGCCUGCCCUCUUUUCAUGACCUGUUAGCAUUAUUUUGACUCCUGUAGCCAGCUAAAGGGCCGUCAUCUCGUUUCCUGAUUUUUCUGAGCCGCUGAGGUGUACCGUAGUUGUCUCCAUGUAACUUACAGCUCUCUUCUGUCUCUUUUCGCUGUUCGCUGUAGUGAAUGAUGCAAGAAUAAAUCUCCUGUAUUGAAUACUUAUGAAUAACUGUAAAUGUAUUGCUAUGUGUCCUCUCCAAUACCGUCCUGUACCAAAAUACGUAAUUUUCUCACAAUUCUUGUAGAGAUACUGUGUAUUUUUGCUGUGUAUUUGUUCCAGUUUUGUAAUAGUAUAUGUAGUACAAUCUUACUACUGUUUCUCCCCCUUUAGGACGGUAUAGGAUAGACAGCAAGAUUGGUUCAUUCUUACUUACACAUUUAAGCAUAUUUUCCAUGUAACCAGUUAUUGUUUUCAUUGUUUAGCCGCCUUAUUUAUGUAGGAUGGGACAUUUUGAGGUACCCACCUAAUUUCUAAGAUUACAUUUUAUUUCAUUUUUGAGCAAGAGUUGUGUGCUUGUACAGUAGAAUCCAUUGCGGAGGCGAAAGAUAAGUGCUACUUAUGUUUCCAAGCGCGGCAAAGUGGGCAAGUAAAAGUGAGCGCAAGGUACUCCACCCAAGACCCGAACUCCCGUAGGUAAUCAGUUGCCAAUGUCCCUGCUCUCUCAGCUGCAACCCGUUUUCUAUGAGACCGUUUUUUAUUAUUGUUCAUUGCCCAAUUUGUCUCCUGCCUGGAAGCAUUCCAUCCACUCAUUUCACUUAGUUAACUUAACCAUUCUAACCUCUUUGCUACGUGAGUGUGAAGUACAUGUACAUUAUAUUUGUCUUUUGUAUUGUCAUGCAUAUAAGUUGCAUUGUAAGUAUUUUGGCUGAAAAAAGAGCCAGUCCUCACGAUGAUAUUAAUUACCAUGAUGUUUUGUUAGAUUCUGCAGUGAGCUGCGGACCUCUUUGUGUUUAAGGUUUAACUGAAAGCUCAAACUAGAUUAUUUUAGUGUCAGGUACAGGAUAUUCUUGGUUGCAUUUACUAAAAAUGCUGUAGCCGCUACCCGUGACAGUGAGCCAUCCGUUAGAGAGGGUUACGACCUAGUGAUCGCUCAGUGUCACGGUUGCCCGCCAUGGUCCCUCGGUAUACCAGCAGGCCAGUGGUGCAGGGGUAGUGCACGCUGCUCUCGCCUCUUUAGCAAACAAUGUCAAAUUCUUGGUGUAGAACGUAAGGUGUCCUCGGCCGCAUGGUGGCGGCCAGCGUGCGCUACUCCCCUCCCGAGUGGCCGAAGGCAGGGAGGAACACCACUGGGCCAGAGACGAAGAAGCACUGUUUAUAUGUACUGUAACAUACAAACUUUUACUAUUAGGUAUGAAUGUUAUCAAAUAAAUGAUUUCAAAGGCUAAA